Messenger RNA from Solanum lycopersicum (tomato), 729 nucleotides. The record is from RefSeq and is a predicted model, not a curated record. Lineage: Eukaryota; Viridiplantae; Streptophyta; Magnoliopsida; Solanales; Solanaceae.
AUGGGUAGUAACAUAUUCAUUCAGUUCAAUCCUGCUUUCAAACUACCCAUUAAACUAAGUGGUUCUCACAACUUCGCCACCUGCAAAACCUUAUUCUCCAUGCUUAUGUAUGGCAACAACCUUUUUGGCUAUCUCUAUGGGACCACUCCAGCCUCCAAUCGCACAAUUUCCCUCGGUACAAACAUAUCUUCUAAUGCUGUCUUCUUACCUUGGUUCUACAAAGAUAAACUCAUCAAAAAUUCCCUUAUGGCUUCUGUCGAACCAACCAUUGAUUCUACUGUUGCUACUGUUGACUCGGAUAAAUUAGCUUGGGAUGCUUUACAUACCACUUAUGCGAACAAGUAUCAAACUCAGGACUUUAGUUUGCGUGAUCAGCUUUUCCAUGUCACUAAGGACUCUCGCUCCAUCACUGAAUAUAGUCACGAUAUUUUGUUCCUUUCUGAUGAGUUAGCAAUUGUUGGUGUUCCUGUGACCAAUCCUGAACUCAUAGUUAAAAUACUAAGUGGUAUGGAGCUAGAGUUUCGAGAGAUGUAUGGUGCCAUUCGUGCACGUGAUACAACCCUCUCUUAUGAGGAAUUGUUUGAAAAACUACUAGACUAUGAACUCUUCCUUCACCACGAGGAUGCUAAGAAGUUGUCUAGUCCUAUCACUGUUGCAUUUGCCACUCCCAGAAAAAGCAACACUAAUAAUCGCAACAAUCGCAGGCAGACAACCAAAUCUCAACAAUAG